UAAAAUAACAACUUUUACUUUGAAUAUUCCCACAAAAAAAAAAAUGAGAGGAAAGAAAAAAGCUUAUAAUAAUCACAUUUUCAACAAUUUAUAUCGGAAUUACAACCCAACGUGGAGAAGCUAGCUUUGCUAUUCUCCCCCUCUCUGGUAAUUUCAGCAGAGAUUACCAGCUUCCAUGGAUCCACAGAAAUGGAUCCUCUCCAUCACCCUCAUCUGCAUUCUCGGCGUCUCCGUCUUCAUGCUCUCCGCCAUGGAUUCUUCCUCUAUCCGUACUGAAAUCAUUGGCCAGCUGAAUCGGGUCGUACCCGACGGAUUAGGCGGGUGGUCGGCGGUCCUCACCACUCCGACGACGGCAACAAAAUCCGGCGAGAACCAGAAGGGAAAACUCCUCCCUGUUCAAGUCAACCUAACGACCUGCCUCCCGACAUUCGGCCGGCCCGGAAAACCCGUUUACUGCUGCCCGCCCCGAAACAUGCUCGACGACCCGAUCGUCGACUUCGAAUUCCCCGACCCGACCCAAACCCCGAUUCGGGUCCGCCGAUUCGCCCACCGCCUCGACGAGGAAUCAAUAGCGAAAUACGAGAAGGCGGUUUCAAUCAUGAGAUCUCUCCCUUACUCCGACCCGAGGAGCUUCACCCGGCAGGCGAAUCUCCACUGCCAGUACUGUACGGGUUCGUUUCUCCAGCAGCACUCCAAUCUCCCGGUUCGGGUCCACAAGACCUGGAUCUUCUUCCCCUGGCACCGGAUGUAUCUCUACUUCCACGAAAAGAUCCUCGGAAACCUAAUCGGCGACGAAAAUUUCGCGAUUCCGUUCUGGCCCUGGGAUUUGCCCGAAGGGAUGACUCUCCCGGCGUUUUACCUAAACGGGUCGUUCAUCAACAAACAGCGCGACCCGACCCAUUUUCCACCGGCCGUUGCAGAUCUGGACUUCCAGCUCGCUGCGGGAGGAUCUACCCCGGAGGAGCAGACGGAUCUGAACCUGGCGCUGAUGUACAAUCAGAUGGUCUCCGGCGCCAAGACGGCGGAGCUGUUCAUGGGCUGCGCCUAUAAAACAGGGGAAGGCGGCGACUGUUUCGGACCCGGGACGAUGGAGCGGGCCCCGCACAACACGAUCCACAAGUGGGUCGGGUCGGAGUUCCACACGGGUAGGGAGGACAUGGGCGUCUUUUACUCCGCGGCCCGGGACCCGAGCUUCUACGCCCACCACUCCAACAUCGACCGGCUCUGGGAGGUCUGGCGGUCGACCCACCCGGAGAUGAACGACCCGGAGUUCCUCGACUCGUACAUGUACUUCCACGACGAGAACAGCCGGUUGGUCCGGAUCCGGUUCAGGGACGUCAUGGACAUCGACAGGCUCCGGUACCGGUACGAGGACGUCGAGAACACGUGGCUCGCCGCACGGCCGAGGCCUUCCGUCUCGCCGAGGCUCGCCCGACGAGAAAUCAGGAAGAGGGAGGAGCGGCUCGAGCUCCCCAGGAGCCACUUCGGUCCGACCGGUCGGGUUCUCGAUUCGACCGUGACCGUCCGGGUGGUCCGACCGAGGGAGGUUCGGAGCAGGACCCGAAGGGAGAAGGAGCAGUUGGAGGAGAUAUUGGUCGUGGAAGGGAUUGACGUGAAGUCAGACGAUUUCGUGAAGUUCGACGUCUACGUUAACGUCGUGAAAGAUACGAUUAUGAGUCCGAAGUACCGUGAAUUUGUCGGUACGUUCGUCGACAUUCCAUCGGGGUCGUCGGUGGGGAAGAAGAUCACGUUGAAGCUUGGGAUAUCGGAGGCAUUGGAGGAUCUCGAAGCGGACCAAGAUAGGGCAAUUUGGGUGACGUUGUUGCCAAGGACUGAAAAUUGCAAUAAGGUAAUAGUUGAUGGGUUAAGAGUUGAGUUUACUAGGAAAUGAAGGGAUUAGGUGGUAAGUAGCACCUUUAAUUAAUA
Linum tenue is the source of this 1926-nucleotide messenger RNA. The record is from the annotation of a GenBank genome assembly. Lineage: Eukaryota; Viridiplantae; Streptophyta; Magnoliopsida; Malpighiales; Linaceae.